Molecule: messenger RNA, 1262 nt
Organism: Bolinopsis microptera
Lineage: Eukaryota; Metazoa; Ctenophora; Tentaculata; Lobata; Bolinopsidae
Product: S-adenosylmethionine-dependent methyltransferase Rv2258c-like
Exons: 1
Coding region: 4-1077 (357 amino acids)
Source: RefSeq, a predicted model, not a curated record
AACAUGGAUAAACUAGCCCCACUUCUAGUCGGCGCACAUGCAGGCUCUGCGAUAAUUGCCGGACACUACGCGGGAUUAUGGGCAACAUUACACGAGCACCCGGACAGAAAGUGGACCAUCCCCGAGCUGUGCGAUGCAGCAGAUUGCAAGGAGAGGUGGGUGAGGGAGUGGGUGGGUGUGCUAGCCUCAGCAGGCGUGCUAACACUUGAAGAAGGAAUGAUAGUGUCAUGUGACAGUGACGUGGCAACUACCCUUCUACCCUCCUCUGAAGUACUUCACUUCUUCACCUCUUUGGAGUUCACCAUGGAUAAAGAGCCGGAGAUAGGAGCGUGUUUUAAGAAGGGUGGUCCUCUUGGUGUGGGCUACAACCAGUAUCCUAACUUCCAGGACUGGAUGGCAGGCUGGAGUCACUGCAGGAAUGAGAAUCAGAACUUUCCGGAAGGUUACAUGAAGAUGGUGGGAGAUGGAGUCCAUGAGGCACUGGAGAAGGGUAUUAAAGUAUUGGAGCCAGGGUGUGGAAGAGGAAGACAUGCUAUGGGCGUGGCAAAGAGGUACCCGAACAGUUCCUUCACUUCUUUUGAUAUUGACGAGGAGGCCAUUGAGCUCAACAAGGUUGAAGCGGAGAAACUUGGAAUAGAAAAUAUCGACUUUGUCACAGGAGAUUUCUGCAACCUAAAACCGGAAUGGACCAACAAUUUUGACUACGUGAUGAUAUUCGACUGCAUGCACGAUCUACCCCACCCUGCCCUGGCAAUGAAGGGACUAAAAGGAGUACUGAAGGAUAACGGAAUAGUCACAAUGCUGGAUAUCGACACUUCAACUGACAUGGUAGCUCAGACAAAGAAGCCCAUCACAGCGGUUCUCUAUAACAUCUCCCUACACCACUGUAUGUCAGUUUCCUUGUCCAGUGGUGGAGUGGGUCUGGGGGCGUGUUGGGGCGUGGAGCUCGCUCAGCAGAUGUUAGGUGAGGCAGGGUGGGGGGAAGGUGAGAUUAGGGUUAUAACCAAGGAUAUUCCUAAUCAUGCAGUGUACGUCAUGACGAAAGGAAAAGGAUUAGAAGGAAACGGACUACAUUAAAGAUAUUGGGGCAAGAUACUUGAACUAUAUAUUAUGAACAAUGACAUUAUAUCAUAGUAUUACUAAAAUUCCGUGAUAUUUCGACUUUUCAUCUUUUAAGUUUUUAAAUUUGCGAUUUAUAUUUUACCAACUAGCUUAGUGAUGUUAGAGUGUUUUUAGUUUAUAAUUUUUAGUUGAUAUCUCAA